Molecule: messenger RNA, 1197 nt
Organism: Sceloporus undulatus (fence lizard)
Lineage: Eukaryota; Metazoa; Chordata; Lepidosauria; Squamata; Phrynosomatidae
Gene: ELP6
Product: elongator acetyltransferase complex subunit 6
Exons: 7
Coding region: 102-914 (270 amino acids)
Biological process (GO): tRNA wobble uridine modification
Cellular component (GO): elongator holoenzyme complex
Source: RefSeq, a predicted model, not a curated record
AUGCGUACUACGCUAGCACGCCGCCGCCCCCAAUUCCUCGCUCGCGUAUCCUCCAAAGCGGAGCCUUUUAAUCCCUCGGUGGACACCGUAGGGCCCGGAGGAUGUUUGUGGGGCUGAAUGAGCUGCUUGGGGUGACGGUGGAGAAGCCGGAGCAGGGCAAGCUGACCUUGCUUUGUGCUGCCAAGACCGAUGCCAGCUUCCUGGUGCAUCACUUCCUCUCCUUUUAUUUGAAAGCUGGUUGUAAAGUCUGUUUCGUGGCUAUUGUGCAGUCCUUCAGUCACUACAGCCUCGUGGCCCAAAAACUGGGAGUAAGUCUGACUGCAGCCAAAGAAAGAGGCCAGCUUGUGUUCUUAGAAGGGCUGAAGUCCUCAAACAACAUCUUGUUUGGUGAAGGGCAGGCUUUGGAUGAGGUUGAUCCAUUCCAAUUCAUCAGUGGAGAUGGCUCAAACCUGAAAGACCUAUAUGAAUAUGUCCAGAAAGCCUUGAGCCCUGGUGCUAAGGAUGGGACUGGAGUCUCAUGGAAGCCUCCUGUGCUCAUUGUGGACAACCUUGGGGUCUUGCUCAGCCUGGGAGUGAGCCUGACGGACAUCCUUGAUUUCAUCCAUUAUUGCAGAGUCGGAGUCAACUCUCAGCUGAAGGGGAACUUGGUGGUGUUGGUCCACAGCAGUGAUGACUCUGAAGAUGAGGAGAACGAACUGCUUGCCAAGUCCCUACGCCACCAGAGCAACCGGAUCCUGUGGGCACAGGGGCUGGCCACUGGCUACUGUAAGGACGUUCAUGGGGAGUUAACAAUCAUCCAGCGGAGUUCAUGGGAGACAAGAGCUGAGCGUGAUCUCUCUUGCGUUUACCAGUACAAGAUCCAGGACAAGAACGUCUUGUUUUUUGCCAGAGGGAUGUCGGCAGCUGUGCUGUGACUUUUGGGAGGGUGAUGUAAUAGGAAUGCUUCUUCUUAGAAAAUGCUCACAGCAUCCUGAGACAGAAGGGCAGCCAUUAUGAUGAAAUGGGCUUUCCUAGGGAUGGCACAAGAAGAGUGGUGUUAUGUCUGCCCUGGGCCUGGUUUCCUCUUUGGUUUGGAAUCAAGCCCUGUGAAAUGAUGUGGUCUGAGCCCCUGCGCGGAUGACCUAGGUAAGGAAGGAGAAAAUUGGCCCUGAUUCUGGAAGGGUUAGGAAAGUUCAAUAAAAGCAGUUAGUGUUCAAA